UGGAUGCAGUACAGACGGCAGUCCGGCAGAUAAGGACACCUGACCCACAGCUAGCGGAAUGGAUCAGGAACGCCCCGCAAACUGCCCUCCGCUCUGCGGCUAGGCUCCCGAUUCAGGCCGUCUCAGGGUUCCAUCGGUUGACGUCAGCCUGGGGCUUAAGACCAUUGAUUGAAGCUGGAGCCAAGGCCGGACACCCGACCCGCUUGCACUGCCGAGCUCCCAUGCCUCCCGUCGACAACUCCAGACGCGACACGGGUCUGAGACAUUACCAACGACUUCACAGCCGCAAUUUCUAGUCGUAUCGGGAUUGGAUCGCGCAACCGCCGUGCUUCUGCCUCGUUGUCCCUAAAAACUCACAGGCUCACAGCAGUUCGGUCAGACGGCGGCCUCGGCGUCGGCACCCCGCGCGCAGUCGCACACCGCCCGACAGAGGAUUGCAUAAAACAUGCGAGGAUGGAUCGCCGUUUUGUUCAUCAUGCCAAUCUUUCUUGCAGCGCUCUAUCAGAGUAGAAACAACAUCCCGCUUUUCCGUCGCUGGCCGUCAUCGUCUCCAGUUGUAUUGCUAAACUCCCUGAUUUCUCCCUUCAACAUCCGGAUCUAUCGUACCAUGUCGACCUUCAACCACCCGGACUACGCGGUGCCCGUGACCUUGCCCGAGGGUCUUACCCAGGAGCAGCUUCUUGGUUUUCAUCCUUUCCGUUCUUGGAUAUCCACGCUUGAGAACUCCCUUAGCCUGCAAGCUCGGAAUCGUUCGCACCCCUUCCACCAGGAUCCCUAUGUGCUCCGCUCCGUGACGGUUCAGUCAUUUGACCUCUUCGGCGGCAAAAGGCUUGGCUUACUCAAGCUCCUCGCAGAAGUGACCAACAGUGCCGGAGAGAAGCUCCCCGGAUCAAUCUUCCUUCGAGGGCCAAGCGUCGCCAUGCUUGUGAUCCUGAUCCCCGACGAUGCACCCGCCGAUACCGAUGAGCGAUAUGUCUUACUCACCGUGCAGCCACGGAUACCUGCCGGUAGCCUGGAGUUUGUUGAGUUGCCCGCAGGCAUGGUAGACCAAGAGGGCCAGUUUGUCGGGACCGCUGCAAUGGAAAUCGAGGAAGAACUCGGCUUGAAGAUUCCCACUUCGGAGCUGAAGUGCCUGAGCGAGAUGGCAGACAUGUCCCCAAAGAGUGAUAACGGCAAGAUCCAGGAUGGUAACCUACCACAAGCCAUGUACCCUUCUGCCGGGGGCUGCGACGAAUACAUCCCCAUCUACAUGCACGAGAGACGCGUGCCACGGGACACGCUCAGUGACUGGACGGGUCGACUUACGGGGCUACGUGAGCACGGUGAGAGGAUAUCCCUUAAGCUGAUCAAGAUGCAGGAUCUUUGGCGCGAGGGUGCCAGAGACGCCAAGAGUCUUGCGGCGGUAGCCUUGUGGGAAGGCUUGCGAAGGGAAGGAAAGCUCUGAUUCAACCCACGAGUGGGCGGCAUACGUGUUGCCAGAUUUCCUUAAGAAUAACGCUCAACGGCAAUGUCCGCAACUCUCAUCUUCAUUCCUUCUACGGCCUGGUUACAGUCCGUAUUUC
This is a messenger RNA of Neurospora tetraspora, 1562 nucleotides long. RefSeq lists its product as uncharacterized. Gene Ontology annotation, molecular function: ADP-ribose pyrophosphatase activity; ADP-glucose pyrophosphatase activity. Bases 446 to 1444 code for a protein of 332 amino acids. Lineage: Eukaryota; Fungi; Ascomycota; Sordariomycetes; Sordariales; Sordariaceae. Gene Ontology annotation, biological process: ribose phosphate metabolic process; nucleoside phosphate metabolic process. The record is from RefSeq and is a predicted model, not a curated record. The transcript has 2 exons.